CGCUGAGUUCGGCGGAGAAUUGCGAAGGCACCGUCGCUCUGGGAGAAGCCACCGGCUUCCUCUCAGCAGCAGGGGAGGUUCCGUAGUUGCCUAGUGAACGAGUGUAAACAAAAGUGUGGAAGCGCGUGCUGUUUGGGUGGUGGCUCGGUUAGGCCGUGGUCGGUGGGUUCUAGCGGCAGCCGCGACAAGGUUGAUGCUUCCUUACAGCGCACUCUUUUGCCUCAAGUAGGCUACGUCCUCCUCUUAACGUGAAUAGCGCAAGCUACGUGGAAAUACCCGAGAGGCAAAAAGAAAGGGAGCCCUCCUGCUGUAUGUAGAAAUAUACCUUUCUUACUAGAUGCUGAAGACUGAGAAUAUGAUGAGAACAGAAAUACAAAGAAAUCUCUCAAAGUGAAGUGAUAUAUAUAUAAGCAGGAAUUGCAUGGCAUGCAAGCUGCAAUGGAGGAGAUUCCAGUUAAAGUAGCAGUAAGAAUAAGACCUCUACUUGCAAAAGAAGUACUUCAUAACCAUCAAGUAUGUGUGAGAUUAAUCCCAAAUACUCAGCAAAUUAUAAUCGGAAAGGACCGUGUUUUCACUUUUGAUUUUGUUUUUGGAAAACAUUCAACCCAAGGAGAAGUAUACACAACAUGUAUCAAGCCAUUGGUGGCAUCUUUGAUAGAAGGAUAUAAUGCUACAGUUUUUGCCUAUGGACAGACGGGCUCUGGAAAGACUUACACUAUUGGAGGAGGUCAUGUUGCAACAGUUGCAGAGGAAGAGAGAGGUAUCAUUCCACGUGCAAUUGAGGAAAUAUUUCAGAUUGUUUCUGAAAACCAUAAUAUUGACUUCACUGUGAAAGUUUCGUACAUUGAGGUCUACAAAGAGGAACUCAGAGAUCUAUUGGAACUGGAGACAUCUCUGAAAUACCUACAAAUUAGAGAAGAUGAAAAGGGCAAUACAGUAAUUGUCGGUGCCAAAGACUGCCAAGUUGAAAGCGUGGAUGAGGUAAUGAGCUUGUUGGAAACUGGGAAUGCUGCUCGACAUACAGGCACAACCCAAAUGAAUGAACACUCUAGCCGAUCUCAUGCUGUUUUUACAAUCAGUAUUUGUCAACAACAACAACCUGUUCAGACUCAGAAGGAUACAGAUUCUGCACAGGAUUCAUCUCGAAAUUCAAGCCAGCUAAUCGCUUCUAAGUUCCACUUUGUUGACCUUGCUGGAUCUGAGAGAGUAACAAAAACUGGAAACACUGGUGAAAGGUUCAAAGAAUCAAUUCAAAUCAACAGUGGUUUAUUGGCUUUGGGAAAUGUGAUAAGUGCCCUUGGAGACCCAAAGAGAAAAAGUGCACACAUUCCAUACAGAGAUGCUAAAAUUACACGUAUUCUUAAGGACUCCUUAGGAGGCAAUGCUAAGACUGUUAUGAUAACUUGUAUUAGCCCAUCAUCCUCUGAGUUUGACGAAUCACUAAAUUCCAUCAAAUAUGCCAAUAGAGCCAAAAAUAUUAGAAACAAACCUAUUGUCAACUACAACCCAGACUGGGACUUAAUUGAUGAAAUGGAGUUUGCAAUCAAGAUACUUCGUGAAACUGUGCACAACCAGCAGGUUAGUGGACAGAUUCUUGGCAGUCAAGGGUCACAAGAUUUGUCUCAAGACAGAAACAGAAUCCGUUCUCUUGAAGAACAGCUUGCCCAGCUUCAAGUAGAAAGUUUUAACUACCGAAAUUGCAUAGAAGAGGCCAAUAUGCUCCUUGUUGAGUUAAAAAAUAAUGCUAGCCUAUCAAAAAGUCAACAUGAAAAAUUGCAAGAUUGGAUCUGUGUGGCUCAGGAACUCAAGAGAGAGGCCUCAGUUGUUCCCCAAGUAAACAGUGAAAGUGGAGGUAACCAAGAAGGACUAUGUCAUAUCACAAUUCUUCAGCUAAAGAGAGAGCUGAAGAAAUAUCAGCAGGCUCUUGCUACAGAUGCAGAAGUAUUUAGUGACAGAGAGAGUGAGAUAAAAGUAUUGCAAGAUCAAAUGCAAAAACUGAUAAAGGAGAACCAAGAAUAUCUGGAAUUGCUGAAGGAGGCACAGGAGACAAACAGGCUACAGAAUGAAAAAAUGGUGGAGCAGCAGCUUACAAUUGACCAGCUAAAUGACAAGGUAGAGAAAAUGUCAAAAGCCUGUACCCCCAGUGAUGGCUAUGGAGAUGGACCAGCAACUGUAAUAUAUACAAAAAGGCCUUACAGUGUUCCUCUAACUAAACGUUUGGUGCAGUCCAUUAAUGCUCCAGUAGGAUUGGAUUCUCGAAAGGUACACACAAGCCCUCCCACAUAUACCCUUAACAGAGUAAUGGCUGGAUUUCGAACACGUAGCCAAAUAAUGUUAGAUCAUAUAGAAGAACAAGAUGAAGUUCUUCAUUGCGGUUUUUCUGAUCACAGUGAUGAAGAUGAAAGAAAUGCCAAGAAUAGAAAGAGAACCCCAUUUAGACGGUCCUUAAAUCGUACAUGGACACGAAAACAGGUUCCCCCCAGCUCUGCACUUGAACAGAAAGAGAUGCAGCACAAUUCUAGUUCAAAAAAUGAAAACAUUUUACAGAUGGAAACUGUUACAGGUGCUGAUAUUGAAUGUAUCCAGAAGAGUCAAAUACUAAAUAUGCAGAAGUUAAAGAAUUCUGAACUAAAGCUUAUUGCUGCUAAGCAAAAAAUGAGUGAGCUUGCACUUAAUAUCAGAAUGAAGGAAGAACUUAUUAAAGAGCUGGUGAAAACAGGUAAUGAUGCCCGAUCUGUAAGUAAACAGUAUUCUCUGAAAGUAACAGAACUUGAACAUGAAGCAGAGCAGGCUAAAAUGGAUUUAGCUGAAACACAGAAGCAAUUGCAGGAGCUAGAGAACAAGGGACUAAGAGACAUUACUGAAAAAGCCAGGUUACAAAAAGAAUUUAGGAAGAAGAUGGAUGCAGCAAAGCUAAAAGUGCAGGUCUUGCAAAGAAAACAGCAGGACACUAAGAAGCUGGCAUCGCUGUCCACCCAGAAUGAGAAACGGGUAACCGAAGUGGAACAGAAUGUCAGUCACAUGAAAAAUCAACAAGCUCAAUUACAGAAAAGAUUGCGAGAAGAGAGUGAAAAAAAGAAGAGCUUGGAGGCAGAAAUUCAGCAGGGGCAACUGCAGAUUAAGGAACUUCAAGAAAAGACAGAACAUCAGGAGAAGAUUCUAAAACUAAAAGAUGAAGAAAUUGCUGAAUUUAAGAAGAAACAUUCAUCUGAAACCACUCAGCAGCUGCAGAAAUUAGAAGAGAAAAAGAAAUGGCUGGAUGAAGAGCUAGAGAAGGUUUUGCAUCAGCGUCAAGAGUUAGCUAAUCUGGAGGAAGAUUUAAAGAGAAGAGAAGCUAUCAUUUCCAAGAAGGAAACGCUAAUGCAAGAGAAGAGCCAUUUGGAAAUUAAAAAACUGAGAUCCAGCCAGGCCCUCAGUAAAGACAGUUUAAAAUUAUCUACCCGUCUGAGCAUACUGGAUCAGGAAUUAUGUGACAAAAAUAUGCAGCUUCAGAGCAGCACCACUGAUGAGCAAGGAAAGAUCUUGAAAGAGGUUCAGGCUCUACAAAAGGAAAAAGAUCAGCUGUUGAAAAGAAGGAAUAGUGUGGAUGAGAAACUGAAGAAUGGCAGAGUGCUAUCACCAGAAGAGGAACAUACUCUAUUUCAGCUUGAAGAAGGGAUUGAAACCUUGGAAGCGGCCAUUGCUUACAAGAAUGAAAGUAUCCAAAAUCAUCAAAACUCAGUCAGAGCCUCCUCUCAAAUCCUCACCCAGAGUGAGGCCAAUGUGAUGGGCAAGUUGGUCUCCUUGUCUGCUACAGAGCUGAGAGCAAUUCUUUUAAAAUAUUUUAAUAAGGUUGUCAGUCUUCGUGAGACUGAGCGUAAAUUGCAAUUGCAGGCUGAAGAACUGGGAAUGAGGGUACUGGAACAAGAAAACAUAGUACGGGAACUGGAAUUGGCACUUGAACAUCUCAUGCUUCAGUGUGACAGGCGCCUGACCCUCCAACAGAAAGAACAUGAGCAAAAGAUGCAAUUAAUAUUACUUCAUUGCAAAGAACAAGAUGGGGAAAGUAUUGCAGAAACUCUUAAGACAUAUGAAGCUAAAGUCCAACAACUGGAAAGAGACUUGUUCUUCUAUAAAAAAACGAGCCGAGAAUUAAAGAAGAAAUUAAAGGAACUAGCUGGAGAAUCAGUAUACCCUCCUCUGACACAAAGUAAUUGUUCUAAUGAUGGGAUACUGAACCAAGAAGAAACAAGUGCCUUAUCAGAAGAACCCAAAUGGAUAUCCAAAUCAGUAGGGACAUUACAAGAAAUAAACUCCCAAGUAGGAGCUCAACAAAAUUCACAAAAAUUUGAAGAGGAAGCUGCAGAACUGGUAUCUGACAUAUCCAAUAAUCAUGAAGAGCAAGCUGGAAAAGUAUGGCAGCCUGCAAAAUCUCAUCCACAAUGUCAUUCUCAGGCAAAACAGACUGUGACACAGCUUCAACGAGUAACCCCCGUAAAACUUUCUCGCAAAGAAUUGCGUUUUAUACCUGCUUCUGAGCUUUCAUCAAGGCGCUCGGGCCUUACAGAUGGUAUAAAUUCUGUUCCUGCUGAUUCUAUUGAAAUGUCUAGAAAUUCUAACUAUAAUAUAUAAUUAUCCUUCUAAUGAUUUGAAAACAAUUACACAGUUCUCUUUAUUUCAUUUAUUUUAGGCAGCUAUGAUAUUUAUGAGUUAUUUCUAGUUGCAGUGUCUCACACUGCAGAUCAUUUAUUAAUCUCCUGUAGAAUUCUAAGGUCUUAAUGGCACAGUGAUGAUACCCAGGGUUGAAAGCAAAGGACAUUUUGUCCUUUGAAGAAUUAAAUUAGUUUUAUUGUACUGAUUACUUCUUUAGAAUUAGCAUGGAUUUUUAUUCCAUGUCUUCAUAACUGUAUCUUUAUCUCCUGUAGUGCAAAUAAUCUUAGGGCUGGGUAACAAAUAUAUUUUUAUCUGCAUUGGUUAUCAUGACCAUACCUGAGUGCAUAUUUAUGAGGAAAAACAUAAUGUACAAAAACAAUUAGUUACACAAGUACUUCCUCUGAUUGUAUAGCUUGGGGGGAAAAUCACAUUAUGUUAAGUGCUGCUGAUUAGAUUUGUUAUUGGUCAUUUUUACACAUUAUUUGUCCAUAUCAACAUGUGAGUGGUGAUGGUCUGGAGCACUCGCAUGGACAAAAACAAAUUGCAUAAACUGGCCUGUUGUGAUUAAGGUCUUCAUAGAUACAUUUGCAGUACUUGACUUCCUAAUUUUCUCCAAUCCAUGCACACUUACUCCAAAGUUUAUGACAAAACACUUUUGUGCUAGCCGAAGCUUUGAACUGCAAAUAUCCUUCAAAAACAAAACAUUACAUUUUUUUCUGAGGAAGAAAGUAAUGUUUUAGAAAAAAUGGUUUUGUUCAUAGCAUAUUCAUUUUAAAUAUGAGUUUCAGUCCCAUUUUCUUUCUCUUGCUUAAAUGACUGUUAUUAGGUGGCUUUGAGACUGCCCCUAGCAAUUUCUGUGUUUAGGCUUUUUUAUGGAGAGCAUUUUCUUUCCAUAAUAGUCAGAACUAUUAUUUUUAUUGGCUCCAGGCAGGGUGGGUAUAUUUAAAUCAAGGCCAUUUAAAUCAGUGAUGUAAAUCAUUAUUUAAAUUGACAAGAAGAACCCUUGAUUUAAAUCAGAUUUGUCCCUUAUAAUUCUUUUCUAUUCUGUCUCCAACUGACUUUUUCUAUAUUGUCUCUGUCCUAAUUCCUUUCCCUUUUGUGGCUCAGCUCCACCACCACAUAAGCUCAGAACAACAAUCUCAUUCCCAUCCAGGCUGUGUCUUUGCACAUGUAACUUUAGUCAGAGAAACAGAAAUUGAAAGUCCAGAAUUUCCACGAAGCAAGAAUAUAUAGUUAGGGUAGGCAGAGCCAUUUUCAUGAGAUGAAAAACAGAAAAUGAAUGCCCACAUUUGAUUGGUAUGUAACUCUCUGUGUGUGUGUGUGUGUGUGUGUAAGACCCAUUAAUUCAUUUUAUUGAACCUGUAAGUGUAGAUUUAGCAUGUAAAAAGAUAGCAUUGAAUGGGAGAAAAAAUUACUAUUUUUUUUAAAUCAACAAAAUCUGAUUUUGUUUAAAUCACUGGUUUUUAUCCACCCUGGCUCCAUGUAAAUCACACUCUGCUGUCAGAGCUGGCUAGAGUUAAUUCACUUAUCACUAACAUAUGUAGAUAUGCUGUCAGUUAACUGUCUUCCUUAAGUGCAAUAAAAACUUACCCUGCUAUGUAACGAAUAGCUGUAUAUCUCUUAAAGUCAGCCAUCCAAUUAUAUAUUAGAACACUGCUUUGUAAUAGUCCUGGUGCUGAUCUAACACUGCAGGUAAAUGAACCAGUAGGCUUGCAGGGUUCGUGUACUCUCUCUUCACCACUCUCAUAAACUAUUUACAUAUUCUUCCUAUGUUGCCUUCU
Molecule: messenger RNA, 6413 nt
Organism: Rhineura floridana
Lineage: Eukaryota; Metazoa; Chordata; Lepidosauria; Squamata; Rhineuridae
Gene: KIF27
Product: kinesin family member 27
Exons: 18
Coding region: 427-4611 (1394 amino acids)
Biological process (GO): microtubule-based movement; mitotic spindle organization
Molecular function (GO): microtubule motor activity; ATP binding; microtubule binding
Source: RefSeq, a predicted model, not a curated record